This is a messenger RNA of Syngnathoides biaculeatus (alligator pipefish), 2442 nucleotides long. It is a transcript of the gene agk, whose product is annotated as acylglycerol kinase. Gene Ontology annotation, biological process: ceramide biosynthetic process; protein insertion into mitochondrial inner membrane. The transcript is spliced from 14 exons. Gene Ontology annotation, cellular component: TIM22 mitochondrial import inner membrane insertion complex; mitochondrion. Lineage: Eukaryota; Metazoa; Chordata; Actinopteri; Syngnathiformes; Syngnathidae. Gene Ontology annotation, molecular function: acylglycerol kinase activity; ATP-dependent diacylglycerol kinase activity; ceramide kinase activity. Bases 338 to 1651 code for a protein of 437 amino acids. The record is from RefSeq and is a predicted model, not a curated record.
AUUGUAGUCCUCCGAGAUUGAUAGCACUUCAUGUAUAUCUUACAGGUUAUUUGAUUAUACUACUACGCCUUGGCAUUCAAAUGAUAAUUAUUUUGGAACAUAUUUAAAAUAAUUAAUUCCAAGCUUCAAACCGGGAGAAUAAUACUGUAAUUCCACAGAUGGAACCAAUGGUUUUCUUCUAUGUCUACCCGGAAUAUAUUGGGGUAACACCACCAUGCUUGUGAUAGUUGUAAGGAGUGGUGACCGCUGCAUGUAAACAUAUUUUACAGGUGUAAUAUGUCAUUACAAUUUUGGGGGGUCGUCUCCGGUUGAGCGUAAAUUAUAAUAACAAUAUAGAAUGGCGCGGGUUGUUAAAGUUUUUCGGACCUUGCGUAAUCAUUGGAAGAAAUCCACAUUUGCUGUGUGUGUUCUAUCUUAUGGAACUCAUUGGCUUUAUGGUAAAUACUGUGACAGUGUAUUGCGGAGAGAGGCUUGCCUCGAAGCCCGGGAAUUUGGGCGCCAGCUCAUAGCACCAAAUGAGCGCUUAAAGAAGGCUACCGUGAUCCUUAACCCUGCAGCUUGUAAUGGGAAAGCCAACAAUUUGUUUGAAAAGAAUGCUGCUCCUAUUUUACAUCUGGCUGGCAUUGAAAUCACAAUUGUGAAAACAGAUUAUGAAGGUCAAUCCAAAAAAAUGAUGGAUCUCAUGGAACACACAGACAUGUUGAUUGUAGCCGGAGGAGAUGGUACUUUGCAGGAAGUCAUCACAGGUUUACUGCGGAGGUCAGAUCAAGACUCAUUUAGUCAAACACCAAUUGGAUUCAUUCCACUUGGCUGUAGAAAUGCCAUAAGCACCAGUCUUCACAUCCUAAGCGACAACAAGGUCAAGGACAUUACGUCAGCGACUUUGUCCAUCCUGAAGGGAGAAACAGUGUCUCUGGAUGUACUACAGAUACAAGGCGAAGCAGAGAAGCCUGUCUUUGCUCUGAUGGGACUGCGAUGGGGUGCUUUUAGAGAUGUCUCCGCAACUGUUAGCAAAUAUUGGUACCUUGGACCACUGAAGACAAAUGCUGCUCAUUGGUUUCGCACCCUUCAGGAGUGGCCCUUAAUACGUGACGUCACAGUCAACUACUUGGCUCCCACCAUUCGGCCCCCCGACUCGCCUCCUCAUAAGCCUCCCAGACCCAGCCUGCUAUUUCGGAUUAUCCGCAGGCUGAAAAACUACUGGAAUCCACCCAAAGAGGAGCCCCCAAAAGCAGAAGAAACAGAGCAAUGGAAGGAAAAGAAGCUAUCUUCAGUCGAGCUGUUUAUUCAAACGCAUAACAAGAACCCUGUCGAACGUCGCCUUAAUGACUCCAUGAUGAUUUGUGCAGAGUCUGAUAACGUCACUGUUGGUGAAUUCAUCACUGUCGGAACCCAAAAACAUAACGACCCAACUGUUUUCACUGCAAACUCCAAAAUACUGGAAGCCAGUGCUUGCCGGCUGCAGUUGCCAGAGGGAAUCGGCGGCUUCUUCAACAUUGACAAUGAGGAAUAUGAGGUCAUGCCUGUUGAGAUUAGACUGUUGCCACGGAAACUACAUUUUUUUAUGAGUGCAGAGCGCAGACAACAGCUUCUGUCACAGGUGCAGUUAACAGGAAUUGGAGAAGAGACAAAAAGACAUGAAAAAAAAUGAGAAGCAACACCACCUUAACAAAAUACUGUAUUAUGAAACAAAAACAACGCCCCCUCACCAUCAUUUUUAAACUGUCAUUAACUGGUGUCUGUCUAUAUCAUGUAAAUAAAGAUAAAAUGGUUUUCAGUUACAUUGCAUAAUGAUUUUAGCCUGUAUUCCAUGUAUACAUUGUCUUUACUUUAUUAACAGCCUUUUGUCAACAGUUUGUGACUUCUUUAUCAUGUUUCAGUAAUAAAUUGUCCUAUAAAACUCAAAUUAACAGUAAUUGUGGAUUAGGCCUAAAGACCUGGCGCCAUAAAGAAGUGCUAAAGGGUAAGCUUUCUGAAAUGUAUCACUAAACUUAAACUAAUACCGUGAAACAAUUUAGUGUAGAUAUGUAAUAUUCAAGAGUUACACACUAAAUUGCUCAUAGGUGUGAUUGUGUCUGCAAAUGGUUGUUUUUUUGUUUGUUUUUUUUUUAUCUGCCCUGCGAUUGGCUAGCAACAAGUUCAUGGUGUACCCUGCUUCCUGCCCGAAGAUAGCUGGGCCAGACUACAGCACUCCCGCGACCCUCAGGGGGAUAAGCGGCUCGGAAAAAAUGUAGUAUUCUUUAUUUUCACCAGUUUAAGUAUAAAUUCCUUUUUGGUUUGGCUCUUGCACGUGUAAUCUACAAAGUGUUCAUUGGGUGUAAUGUCACAAAUGUGCUCGAGCCUUUCCCAUGUUGCCAUUUUUGAACGCCUAAACUGAACUUUUUGGCAAGACAAAAGGAUGGUUGAGAUGGAUGUAAAAUAAAUGGUGACAGAACAACCAUC